AUGGGUCGUCGGAAAUCCACGCCAUUGAAGGCUGAGAUGCGUGAAGAGCAGCGAAUAGAGGCCGAGAGAAUCCUGGCCGAGCGUGUAGGCAUCACGUUGAACAAACCAGUUCCAAGAGCUGCGAAGGCACGGAUAUACAAGCCUGUGGCGCGGGCGGCGGAGAAUGAUGAUGGUGCGUAUCGAGAUGAGGCCGGACAUGAUUCCGAACGUGGAUCGAUAGUAAAGAAGCGAAGGGGAAAGUCACUCGCAAGCGAACACGUAGACUCCGACUCCGAGUUCCGCGCACCCCUCCCUCCAAAACCCGCCCGCGCCUCCUUCCCCCCCUCCAACACAGACCUCCCCUCCAACACAGACCUCCCCCCCAAAACUCACCCUCACCCAACUCCAAGAACAUCCCUCUCCUCCCUCCAACGCACCACAGCCAUAACCACCUCCCUCUCCCUCCCCUCCCCCUCCCCCCGCUUCGGCAACCCAGACGAACGCAUCCGCUACUCCCGCUCCGAAGACCUCCGCGUAAUCCUUCUGAAAGAACACCCCCUCUCAACCCACUCCUGGCCCGAUAUUGGCUUAGCACUUCCGGGGCGAAGUGGACAUUCGCUACAGGUGAGGUAUAGUGCGAAAUUGCGGAAUAUUGAUUUUAGGAGGGCGGGGUAUGUGUGGGAGAAGGAGGAUGGGUGGGGAGGGGGUGCGGAUGAUUUUUUGGUUGUGAUGAGGGAGGUUAGGGGGGCGGGUUGGGGGGAGAUUAUGGAGGCGUUUCCGGGGAGGGAGGAGCGGGAGGUGAAGGAAAGGUAUGAGAAUCUGUUGGCGCCGGGGAAGAGGGAGGCGUUGGGGUAUGGUUUUUGA
This is a messenger RNA of Saitoella complicata NRRL Y-17804, 843 nucleotides long. RefSeq lists its product as uncharacterized. The record is from RefSeq and is a predicted model, not a curated record. The transcript has 3 exons. Lineage: Eukaryota; Fungi; Ascomycota; Saitoellomycetes; Saitoellales; Saitoellaceae. Bases 1 to 843 code for a protein of 280 amino acids.